ACAAGGGGUGGAGGAGAAGAAGGAGGAGGGGAUGGAGAGAGAAGGAGGGGAAAGGAGAGAGGACAAAAUAUUCAAAACAAAGGACGUUUUUGGACGACAGGAAAAGUUCUCGUAAACAUUCAGCUCUUACAAGGAUGGGCAGUCUUCCAAUCGCCCUGCUCCUCUGUGGUUUCCACGCCCUCACAGCUGUAGCCCAAGCCCCGCAGGCUGAGGUGGAACUCCCCAGAGGUGACUGGAAUGAAGAGGAGGCUUUGGUGUCUGUCUCUACCCUACCGCCUGACUGUAGGGAAGAGACGUAUCCCUGCACCAGGAUGUACUCUGUCCACCGGCCCAUCAAGAGAUGCAUCCACUCCCUCUGCCUUUACAGCCUCCCUCGUGUCUAUGUGAUCAACAAGGAGAUCUGUGUUAGAACUGUCUGCCAACAGGAGGAGUACCUGAAGGCUGAGCUCUGCAGGGAGCGGUCCGGCUGGCCCAAACGCUUCCAGAGGUCAACCACCAAUAAGAAACGCUGUCACAAUCGCCGCAGCAACCCCACAACCUGGGAAAACAAGGCCUGAUGGGCCCAAGAUGUCGGAGAUGGAAGGAGGGGCGAAGGAAGAAGGGAGGAAGGAGAGAAGGAGUAGGAGGGAGGACACCCUUGGAGACAGAACACUGGGUUGUCUCCAUAAAAACACCCCAAAACACCAUAAAUCCACCACUCAACACCUGGUGCUAGCCUGUGCCUUAAUACACACACACACACACACACACACACACACACACACACACACACACACACACACACACACACACACACACACACACACACACACACACACACACACACACACACACACACACACACACAACCACGCACACAUACACACACAAACAACAUAUAUAUAGAACACAGUCCACGUAACUCCAGUUAAGAACAGUCUGUGUCAUACUUCUCAGUUCUUCUAUUAGCCCUGUGUUUUAUUAGAACUGUCUGUGAAUAUCAGGGGAGAAAUCACUCCCCACAGAUUUGACCUGUGUUUUAUUUGACACGGCUCAUGUUCUGUGCUGUUGCGGGCUGUAUAAUACUGUUCAGAUGGAACGCUGUUGAGUUACUGUAGUUGUGUACUGUAGAGACAGUCUGAGAACAAAGUAUCUACUCUGUCAUUACUGACACCUUAUUGUAAAGCACUCUAUCACAAUCCAAUACCAAAGCAGUGCAAUACUACCCAAUAAAAUGUAAUGUGGUUUA
Molecule: messenger RNA, 1228 nt
Organism: Salvelinus fontinalis (brook trout)
Lineage: Eukaryota; Metazoa; Chordata; Actinopteri; Salmoniformes; Salmonidae
Product: microfibrillar-associated protein 5-like
Exons: 7
Coding region: 135-557 (140 amino acids)
Biological process (GO): embryonic eye morphogenesis
Cellular component (GO): microfibril
Source: RefSeq, a predicted model, not a curated record